AUUAUCUAAGGAAGAAAAUCCGUUCACAUGAAGGAAGAGAAAAGGGUGAGAAACAAGAGGGAAGAGAAGAGAAUCCCGCGGAAAAAGAUGAGGGAAAAGGAUUCUCUGCCGCAUGCCGCGAGCCUCCGGGUUGCCUCUUUUGAGUUCUUCCACGAGCAGCGAUACCACGCCCGACCUCAAGACGAGGGCCCUCUUCUCAUGCUCCAGCAAAAGAUUGACCAGUGCAACAGUGACGUUGUUCUGGACGAUGACGCUGCUGGAGAGAAGCAUGGAACGCAAUGCGGUGAGGAUCCGAGGUUUGUAUAGUGCGGUCCGUUGUUCUCCGCUCUCCCUGGUAGCUCGUCGGAGCAACACCAAUCCGGACUGCUCUGACGGCUCCAUUCCCCCAAAUUUGUUCAGCAAAUCCUCUUCUGAGAGGCCGGCGCCGGAGGCCGAAAAUGCAGGCGGAUCAGGAGCCGGCGCCUGUGGUUGUGUUUCUUUGGGCGAUUAAUCGACUAAGACGAUCUAUUCGAUUUGAAGAACACUACUUCGAGAAUUAGUUUGACGAAGUUAGAUUAUAAAAAAAAUAAACAAAGUAAACACCGUCACAAGAAAACACCCUAAGCAAAGUGUAGGACAGGUUGGGUUUGGCUAAACCAGCUCAUCCAUCAGUGGUAUCUUUAAAAAUUCUAGGAAUGAGGUGGUGAUAUGACCACUCUGAUUUUCCCAAUUUUUUUAAGUAUCCUCGUUGUGCACUUCACUAAAGGAAUCAGCGGGGGCACAGAGUCACAGACUAAGCGGGGAGGAGAAUAUCAAGCUCUCGGUCGUCUUUAAAGACGACCUUCCUCUUUUCCCGGGAGGACAGCGAUGCUCGAUUCCACCGUUACGAUCUGAGUCGUAACGUGUCGGCCGGCGUCGGCGGCGAAGAUUUGCACAGGGGCGAGAAGAGGGAUUUGCGAUGGGGUUUUUGCGAGAGGUGAAGCGGUGCUGCUUUUGCUCGGGCGUAGGGAGCAGGAUCAAAGAUGACAUUUUUGCCUCCAAAGGUCCCGCCUUGGCGGCUAUUUCUGUCGGAGGCGGAAGCAGAGGCGGAGGAAGCGUGAGAGGAACAGGGUUCCUCAUCCACCGCAACCUUCUCCUCACGACUCACGCCAACCUCCCAAAUGCAGCCGCUGCGGAGGUCGCCGAGGUCUCCCUCUGCCAUGGUCGUCUCCCUGCCAGAUUUGUUCCUCAAAGAUUCUUCGUUACAAGUUCCAUUCUUGAUCUGACGAUCGUGGGGAUCGAUACUAUGGAUGCCGACUCAUCCUCACAGGUGCAGCAGCCUCAUUACCUGAAAACCUGCUGCAAAUCGAGUCUUGAGCUUGGGACUCUAGUUUAUGUUCUAGGAUUCAUGGAUAAAGAAGAGUUGGCAAUUGGUGAAGGAGAAGUAGUAAUUGCUACCGAUAACCUCAUAAAAUUGUCGACUGAUGGGGUCACAUGGUUCCCGGGAUCUGCUGGCUUUGACAUCCAAGGGAAUCUAGCUUUUAUGGUGUGUGAUCCCAUGAAACUUGCUUCCUCGCCGACGACAAGAUCUGCUUCAUUGUCUUCAUGGAAAAAGGAUGUCCCUAUGCAAUUUGGAAUUCCUAUCCCGAUCGUUUGCAAUUGGCUACAUCAGCAUUGGGAAGGAAACUUAGACGAGGUUAGCAAGCCAAAAUUACCUCUGAGUAGGUUGAUGUCGAGUGGACACAGUGAGUAUUCUGGUGUGACUUUCACACUUCGCCGGAUCUUCAAAGCCAACGAGGAGAAUGACAAUGCUUCAUCGUCGUUGCAAAUGGUUCAACACUCUAAAUAUACUCCUGUAUCAAGCAGUUCUAUUGCCGGAAAGAUUUCCUACAACGAUACUCCACUGGUGGAUCUGCGUUCGACCCAAAUUGCAGAUCAGGAAAUCUUACAAUCUCGCAAUUCAGUGAAAAAGGUUGAAGAUGCUCCUUCAAAGGCUCCAAAACCUAUAUUUUUACCGUUACCUCUUCGACACAUGCUCUCUGAGGAAGCUGCCCAUGAUGAUUGCAGACCUUCGAACCAAUCGAGUAAAAAUGGCAUUGAUCAUGAUGUUCCUCUGGUUGGUACCUGGCAAAAUGACUGCUCCAGUGAGGUGCAGUCCACUGCAUCUCCGAUCGAUAUGUUGGAGGAUGGGUUUGACAGCGGGGUGGAAACAAUGUACUCUGCCGAGACAAUGGAAAGUAGAAACAUACCGAGUCCAUUGGAAACCAAGUACCAAAAUGUUGGUAGGAGUCGUAGUUGUGUCGACUAUAGCAGAUGGAGUUGCGAUAAGCAAAACUCAGCAGCAUUGCAGAAACAGAAUACCAUAAUUCCUGUGAGAAAAACAAGUUCACCAGGGGCGGCAUUACUUCCACGGAAUCACGAUUACUGCAGCCCGACAGUCUCAUCGAGCAUGAAGAAAAGGAACAGCUCGGAGCAGACACCAAGACCUCGUCGGAACACCAUUCAAGUGUCACCGAGGUGGGUGCUCUGAUGAUUGUUUGAGAUUGGUGUUGUUUCUGUAUUUGUGCUGACACAAUAACAUGGUUCAUUGUUAAAGACUGUACAUGCGACAUUGUUGAUAAAUGACUUAUCGAAUUGGAUG
Zingiber officinale is the source of this 2599-nucleotide messenger RNA. RefSeq lists its product as uncharacterized. NCBI's taxonomy places the organism in Eukaryota, Viridiplantae, Streptophyta, Magnoliopsida, Zingiberales, Zingiberaceae. The record is from RefSeq and is a predicted model, not a curated record. The coding region runs from base 938 to 2488 and encodes 516 amino acids. The transcript is spliced from 2 exons.